This is a messenger RNA of Drosophila montana, 4548 nucleotides long. RefSeq names its product muscarinic acetylcholine receptor (gene mAChR-B). The record is from RefSeq and is a predicted model, not a curated record. Gene Ontology annotation, biological process: G protein-coupled receptor signaling pathway, coupled to cyclic nucleotide second messenger; synaptic transmission, cholinergic. Gene Ontology annotation, cellular component: plasma membrane; dendrite. Gene Ontology annotation, molecular function: neurotransmitter receptor activity; G protein-coupled serotonin receptor activity. Lineage: Eukaryota; Metazoa; Arthropoda; Insecta; Diptera; Drosophilidae. The coding region runs from base 420 to 3416 and encodes 998 amino acids. The transcript has 4 exons.
UUGGGCUGCACAGACGCGUUGCACGGCAGUUGACAGGUGUUUUUCUCAAGUGUCGCGUAACGGUUGAACAGAGAUUUGAAUAUUUGAACAUUCACUUUUGUGACAAGUGCAGGCAAAUAAUAGUUGCAAGUGCAGUUGAACGUUUCGCAAAUUCAGAGUUGCGUUUGCUGUUGAUGGCCGUGGCGCCUGCGUCGAAGGCAACUGUUGCUGCAGCUGCUCAAGUUGUGCAUAUGCUGCGCACCUACACCUGGCCAGAGACAAGGCCAACCACACAGACGUCAGCCAGUGCGAUGGCCAACCACGAGUAGAUGGACAGCGACAGCACCGAGGAGCAGAACCUGGAAAUUAACAUUAAAAAUUAGAACAACAACAACAACAGCAAAUUGGAAUAGAAGAAGAAGUUGAAAAAACCACUCAAAAUGCGCACUCUAGCCAAAACAACUGGCUUUAAUGGCAGCGACGACUAUCUAAAUGGUCUGGAUGGUGCAAAUAGAACCGAAUUUAUAUACACUAUUAAGUCCAACUGGAUUACGGAAUGGCGCAUAAGGAAGGAGCGCGAGAAUCUCUGCCGUGGCCUCUACAAUAGGGUCAUUGAGCACGCGGAGUGCAAACGCCUGUUGGAGGCGGCCAAGAUCUAUGGCGAGAUUACGGACUUUAGCACUUGGUCACAAAAUGAGCAGCUGCAAUGGUAUCGCAAUUUCGGUUACAAUUUGACCAACUUUGGCCGGAACAGCUCGACGGAGACAAGUGCCACGCCCGUGGAGGUUAGUGGACCGGUGCCCGUGUUGCCGCCAUUUGAGACCUGGCAGACAAUUGCCAUUGCAUUGUGUUUGUUUUUGUGCAUCAUUCUGACGGUGGGUGGCAACAUUCUCGUGCUGCUCGCCUUUAUUGUGGAUCGGAAUAUACGACAGCCCAGCAACUACUUUAUAGCCUCACUGGCCGCAACGGAUAUGUUGAUAGGAACCGUUUCCAUGCCCUUCUAUACGGUAUAUGUGCUGAAGGGCUAUUGGGAUCUGGGACCUUUGCUCUGCGACUUGUGGCUAUCUGUGGACUAUACCGUUUGCCUGGUCUCCCAAUACACCGUCCUGUUGAUAACCAUCGAUCGCUACUGUUCGGUAAAAAUCGCGGCAAAGUAUCGCAGCUGGCGUACUCGGACACGGGUCAUUUAUAUGGUCUCCAUCACCUGGAUCAUACCGACGCUGCUGUUCUUCAUCUCGAUCUUUGGCUGGGAGCAUUUUACGGGCAAACGCGAUCUGUUGCCGGGCCAAUGCGCUGUGCAGUUUCUCAAGGAUCCGGUAUUCAAUACGGCAUUGAUCAUUGGCUAUUAUUGGACAACAUUGAUUGUGCUGUUCGUGCUGUAUGCGGGCAUCUAUAAGACCGCCUACGACAUGCAGAAGCGGAGCGAGGCCAAACAGCGCAAGAUGCAGUCGAUGGUGGCGCUGAGCGCUGGCGCCAUGUCCGGCAUGGCUGGUCAUGCUGCGGGCAUUGGAGUCAUCGAGGAGAAGAUACUGAAAACUAAGGUGCAGCUAUCGGAGGUAGACAGCGGCGGCUGCAACACGGCCGUCAAGCGUCUGAGCGGCUCGGGCCAAGCCAAUCCGUUGGCGCAGGCCACCGAAACAGUUGCCAUUGUGCAGAUGACACCCGAACAGCGACGCGCCUCCGAGGCCAAAGUUGAGGAAUCCAAGCGUGCAGCAGCCGAGGCAGAGAAGAGCGAACGCUCCAGCAGUCCAGCCUUUGAUUCGGAUGAGGAGUCCUCUGUUAACCAAACACAGCAGCUGCUCAAUCAACAGAAGCUGACCAAUCUGCGCAAGCGCUCGUCCAUUGGCCUGGUGUUUGGUGCACAGGCGGCGCUGUUGGCGACACGCAGCAAAGGUAACUUGCAACAGAGCACCACCAACUCCAAGUCAAUUGAGGCCAUGCACUCCAUGGGCGCACGAUCGCCACACCAUCACCCAAUUAACCAGUCGAGCUUGCAGCGCGCCCAGAGCAAGGAGGAGGUGGGCAUGGGUCAUUAUCAGGCGCAUACACCAAUUGAGCGACCCAAGCGCACCUCCUGCUCCACUUUGUCCCAGAUAGCCGAGCAUGACCGUCUCAUUGAUAUCCAUCAACCCUCGGUACCAGCCAAGCAUGACCCGCUCUCACCCGUGGAUCUGGCGCCCAUUGAGGUGCCGCGCCAGCAGGUGCAACAGUGCCUGGUGCAGGCCAUAUUGCCGCCGCCCGAAGCCUUUCAGUGCCCCACACCCCUGUCCGAUUACUCGGAUCGACCCUUUGGCAACAGCUCCGGCAAUAGCGAACUGGCCAUGAGCUACGAUCUGAUGACGAACAACUCGGAGCUGCGCUAUAUGGAUGAGAGCUCCGCCAUGAUGGCCACCACCAAUGACAAUAGCGUUAGCUGCUCUCAGAGCAGCGCACCACGCACCGCUCCACGUUCCAUGCCCGUUACCACAGCACAGCGCAGUGCCAUUCCACCACCGCCACCCGCACGCAAACAGCUCCAAAGAUCCAGCCCCCCCAUUGUUCCAGCGACUGAGCCCAGCCAGAGACGGAGCGAGUGUCAUGAGGAGAGCCAAUCCCAGUCCCAGGAGCAGGUAGCCAUUGAAAAACGUCUUCUCGUCUCAUACACAGGCAUCGAGGACUUUGCCAAGGGUCGGCGAGAGAGCUGCAUUGAGGCCAUUUGCCUGCUGGAUGUGCCCGGGCAACGCAAUGACCGUGUGCAGGCGGAUUGUCCGCCUCGGCGCGCCUCCAGUCCCAUGGAGACGAGCAGCAAGGAUGCGGUGCUCUACUCUCCCAUGCCACCGCCGCCGCUUAAACCAAUGCCAGUCACAGGCAAUGCUGCAGCAGGCGCAGCUGCUGGAACCGCUGCUGCAGUGGCUCCACCAGCACCAGUUUCUAUCCAGCUGGAGCGCAUUGAUGAGCGUGAAGCGUCGGACUCAAACACCAAUAAGAUGCCCUCCACAUCGGGCACCACCAGCAGCUCGGCUGGUCUGGCCGGCGGCAUGAGAAAGGAUGCCAAAGAUCUGGAUGAAGAUGGCGGUGUCUCGCGUCGUGGCUCCAGCAAACGGCAUUUCAUGCACUCCAUUGGCAAGCAUUUCAAGAGCAAGAAGGCCCUGCCCCUGGUCAUGGGCAUGGCUGGCAGCCGGCAAAAGUCCAAAUCGGAGAAUCGUGCACGCAAAGCGUUUCGCACUAUCUCCUUCAUCUUGGGCUGCUUUGUGGCCUGCUGGACGCCGUAUCAUGUGUUGGCCCUGGUCGAGGGCUUCUGCCGGAAUCCGCCGUGCACCAAUGAGCAUCUAUAUAUGUUCUCCUAUUUCCUGUGCUAUGCCAACAGUCCAAUGAAUCCCUUCUGCUACGCAUUGGCCAAUCAGCAGUUCAAGAAGACAUUUAUGCGCAUUCUCAAAGGUGAUCUGCACAUGACCUAAGCGAGCCUCCGGGCUGAUGAUGAUGAUGAUGAUGAUGAUGAUGAUGAUGAUGAUGAUGAUGAUGAUGAUGAUGAUGACUAUGAGAUGAGAUGAGAUUGAUUGAGAUGACAACAGCCGGAUCCGUCUUUGGCAUUGCAUUUGUCAAGCGGUACACAACAUUUCCGAGAGCCCCGCGGAAUGUUGAGCCCCAAUUUUAUUCUAACUCUAGAUUAUGGUUAAAUGCUCCGCCAAAUUGUGGAUCCCGCCCCUCCCCACUCUGUGGAACACCAAUUGAAUUCAAAAUUUGAGCGGUGUUUGUAAUUUAAGGUCAGCCAAAGGUGUGUGUUAGUUAGUGAAAGGAACUAUUUGUUUAGCGACUAGUAGAUGCUAUUAGAACGGAGUUGUAGUAAAAGUUGAGGCAAAUGUUUUAGACAAUAAAUAAAUUAAUGUUUAUAUAUUAUUAAGCUAUGAGCCCAAAAAGUGGUAAAUAGUACUUAUAUUAGUAAAUAGUCUAUGCAGCUAAAUAUAUGCAUACAUAAUAAUGAUAACAAUAAUAAUGAUGACUAUAUUCUCCCAAUACAUAUGCAUUACAUAUCCCAACUGAAGAUUUUUUUUUCAUUUAUCAUAGCAUAUAUGCAACACACAUAAUAUAUAUUCCUAACUGUGAGAUUGCAAAUGAUAUGCAAAUAUUUACACAAAUUGCAUUCACAAAAUAACAAAUAAAUAAAAAUAAAUAAAUAAAUAUUCUGUAUACAGAGGCAUACACCCAUCCGACCCAACUGAAUGUUCAACAAUAAGUGUUAACCAGCAACAAAAACAACAAGAAAAUAUAUAAAAACAAAAACAAAAGAUUGAUGUAACAAAAAUAUCUAACAAAUAUACAAAACCACAAAAAAAUGCUCUUAUAUAUAAAUCUAUAUACAUAUGUUUAAAAUAUCCGUGUAUAAAUGUCAAUUUCUAUUUGAAUAUCGGGAACCGACAACUACACCAACUGCCCAGCGGGGUAGUAUCGUGCUGUAUCUAUAUAUAUAUAUACACACACAUAUAUCUACAUAUAUUUGUAUUAUAAGUGGAAAAGAGUUAUAUAUAGAUAUAUAUUAUAUUUCGCGUCUAUGCCGAGCUGCCUGAAUUAGUUGACUUUGUUACACUUAAC